AUGUCCGGCAACUCCACCACCGACUCGACCGCCCCGCCCCACCCGAACGGCACUGCCUGCUCCCCCGUCGCCCCCCUGGACAUCCACCUGCAGCACAUCGGGCUGGCCGUGCUGCUCAGCGUCGUCAUUGUCAUCGUCAUCGUCGGCAACACGCUCGUCAUCCUGGCCGUGCUGACGACGCGGCGCCUGCGCACCGUGACCAACUGUUUCGUCAUGUCGCUGGCGGUGGCCGAUUGGCUGUUACUGUACACGGACACAGAUUCAUUGAUAUUGAAGAUAGAAACAGAAAACUUCUACAAUUUCAUGAAGGAAAAUAUAAGCUAUUUCGACACAUCUAAUUAUCCUGCAGAUAAUAAAUUUAAUAUCCCAAUUACAAAAUCCGUAGUAGGAAAUAUGAAGGAUGAAUUCCCGAAUGACCCUAUUGUAAGUUUCUAUGGAACCGGUGCCAAAGCAUACUAUGUUCAAUCUUUGAGCAGCGAAUUGAAGAAAGCAAAGGAUUUGAUACUGGAUAUUGCUGAAAGCUACAUUUAUAUCGAGGGAAAAUUCAUCCCGAACGAUUUAGCAAAAACCUGCCAUCUGUCCAAUAAUGCGCUCGCAUUUCUGUUCGAUGAAAUCCGUUAUGAAAUGGGUGGCGAACAGGUGUGUUUGAUUCGAAAACCGGGCAUUACCACUACAAUGAAAAGUAUGAUAUCUUAUGGUGAGACAAGCACCAAAUUUUUAGACACGGUUGGAUGGGGUCUCGAUGAAAAUAAACAGGUGAUUCUAGAUACACCCAGUCAUACAUUCAGCGGAAAACUACCGCUUAAAUUUUUAAUGGGGUUUGCAGAGGACUAUAAUAAAGGAAUUCUGAAUAUAAAGCAGGAGCUUAUACUCAUCAUAGCACGCUCAUUCAAAAACUCCUAUAUGGGGGAAGUUGAUGCGAAUGUGACGAUCAACAAAAUCGAAUGGAAGAUAAGGCAUGUGAUGCCGUCCGAUAGGCAGAAAUUGAAGUUGUUGAAUCGAUUGAAUAAAAGUUCUACAGCAAAAAUCAAGUUAGCAUACAGGAUGUGGGAUUUGUAUGAGUUACCGGCCAUUCGUGAAACAGCUUCAGAUAUUUGGGCUAUCAAAACAACUAGUAGCCUCGAGCGCCCGCGAUACAUCAUUAUCGGUUUUCAAAGCUCCGAUAAUACAGAUGAUAGAUCCAAGGACGCUACGAAAUUCAUUCACGCAGGAGUGAAUAAUAUUCGCCUUUACUUGAAUUCAGAAGUUUACCCAUAUGAGCGCUGGAAUUUGGAUUUUGACAGAAAGUUAGAUGCUGUGGCUUACUAUGCAUACGAAAAUUUCCAACGUAGUUACUAUGGCAAAGAUAUGGGUGAACCAAUGAUGAGUAUUGAGGAGUUCCGAAAAAAUCCGUUAUUCAUCAUCGACUGCUACCACCAACCCGAUGCGAUGAAAACUUCUACUGUCGACAUCAAAUUGGAGUUUGAAACCCGCGAAACGAAGUUUCCACCAAACACAAAGACUGCAUCAAAAGCCUUGGUCCAUUCUCCUUCCGAAAGUUUAUUAAACAUGAGCUACUCUCUUCACAAUGAGUAUUGUUAUGCUCUUCGAUUUGAAUAUUAUGUACACAUCCUCCUUUUUGUUACUCUCAGUAAUGUAGACUCACCUUUGGACAGUACUUGGGAGCUGGGAUGGGUUUUCUGUGAUAUAUUGCUCUCUCUGGACGUUCUGCUGUGCACGGCUUCCAUUCUCAGUUUGUGCGCUAUCAGCGUCGACAGAUAUUUAGCGGUGACGCAACCGCUGAGGUAUGACGAACCCGGUAGACAUGAAGGCAAAGUUUGCAGAUACAACCGCAACACUGGUUAUGUGAUCUUCUCAGCUUUGGGCUCGUUCUUCAUUCCGAUGGUCGUCAUGUUGUACGUGUAUGUGAGAAUUUCUUGUGUGGUUGCACAAAGACAUGACAAUUUGGGGCACAUCGAUACAGCACAUCCUCGUAAGAAAGCGAAACUAAUUCUCAACGCCAAAGAAGAAUCUGAUCCAGACAGAAUAUCUUCGGAAUGCGAAGAAGCCCACUUGAAAUGUUCCAGGUAUUACCUUCCUGUAGAUGCAUGCAGCCAUUCUCCAGAGCCGCUGAGCCAAAACAGCCAGCACGAUCAACCGAAGAAAACCGUCGUCACUCCCUCCCGCUCGUUGCGCUCCACCAUCAACUACUCCUUCAGCCAGGUCCACGACCCUUUGACCCCCUCCAGGGCCGCCAGCCUGUACAGGGCGACCUUUCCCCUCAGAACCAGGCCAGAGUCCCUUAACCUCGACGCUUCCAUGCUGAACUUCGAACCGUCGUCUAGAGUGUCGUCGUUCAGGAGGGAGACCAAAACGGCGCAGACGCUGAGCAUCGUCAUGGGCGGCUUCAUAGCCUGCUGGCUGCCCUUCUUCAUCUUCUAUCUGUUGACGCCGUUCAUUAACACUAACGAGGUGAACGGUCUCAUCAUGUCGUACUUGACUUGGCUGGGCUGGUUGAACUCGGCUAUCAAUCCGUUUAUUUACGCGUUUUAUAGCCCGGAUUUCCGAAUAGCUUUCUGGAGGUUGACGGUGAAGCAUUUUUCGAAAAAUAGGAGGGCGGAUUUUGCGUCGCAGCAUAAAUAGAGGUAGCACAACCAAUGAGCUGACUUUUUAUAAAAAUUGUAAGAUAGUUGCGUUUUUUUGGGGUGUAGUACUUCGAUCCGAUAUCGUAUGACGGUUUGUAAUCAACUUUCACAUCGAACAACUAAUGGAACAAAAUAGCUCACUGUCGAUAUAAUACAGAUGAUAUAAUGAAAAAUAUAAUAAUAAUUGCAUUUUUUUGUUGCAUGACCAAUUCAUCGAUAUUCAUACCAUCAGUCGACAUAAACACAAUUGAUCUCAUACAAUCUAAA
Molecule: messenger RNA, 2891 nt
Organism: Phaedon cochleariae (mustard beetle)
Lineage: Eukaryota; Metazoa; Arthropoda; Insecta; Coleoptera; Chrysomelidae
Source: the annotation of a GenBank genome assembly